CAUUUACACCCAAAACAUCUGUGUCGGAAUAACAAUUUCAGGCGUUUUUCUUUUCUUCGUUCUCUUUCUGGAAUGUGAGAGAUGGGUAGAUGAAAAAGUUUCGCUGCUUUGGUGUCUGAGGGAGUUUUGAUACGGGCGAUGAGUCCUGUGAAGAGAUUUUAUACACCAGACUGGAAAAACACUCAUUUAUCGCCUUCACUAAGACAAAUAAUAUCGUAUUAAACUCACCAGUGGAGAUAUGACUAUAGCAGCUGAUCUCUCUCUAUAGCAAACAUUAAUGCUGGAGGUAUGAUGUUGAGGUUUGUGCUGAUGAGUAAAGCAGAAUCAUUGAUGGCUGGCUGCAGGGGUCCAAUGGUGUGUUGACGGCGUCAUGGGGAGCUGUUUAAGCUGUCCCGAGAAAGAGAUCGACCCCAACCAUCACAACAAGUUCAAGGUGAUAAACGUGGAUGAUGAUGGCAAUGAACUGGGCUCAGGAGUGAUGGAGUUAACUGAGGAAGACCUCAUUCUCCAUACACGCAAGCGAGAUGCUGUCAAGUGGCCGUACCUCUGUCUGCGUCGCUAUGGUUACGACUCCAACCUCUUCUCGUUUGAGAGUGGCCGGCGCUGUCAGACCGGUCAAGGGAUAUUUGCAUUUAAGUGCGCACGGGCCGAGGAGAUCUUCAACAUGCUGCAGGACAUCAUGCACAACAACAGCAUCAGUGUUGUAGAAGAACCUGUGCUAGAACCAGAACCUCCAGUCACACCCCACACUCCCACCACUUUGGGUUACUCUGUCCCGACGGUAGCUAAUGGAAUUGGGCGGUACCCGUCAUUCGGUGACGCCUCCUCGAGACCUUCCAGCCGACACCCAUCAGUGGGCAGUGCUAGGUUACCAUCUGUAGGGGAGGAGUCGACGCAUCCGCUGCUGCUCAAUGAUGAGACGGUGCACACUUAUGUCAACACGACGGGUCUCCAAGAGGAGCGGUGCAGUUUUAGUAGUGGCCGCACCCCUCUGGAGCUCCGACCCUCUUAUUCAGAAGACCCGGUCCCAGUUUCUCCUAAUGAAGUUGAGCCACAGGUAGUUUUGGAGCCGGAGGGUGCCAAGUUUGUUUUAGGCCCCACUCCUGUCCAGCGGCAAUUGCUGCUAAAAGAAGAAAGACCGCUCGAGCAGGACUUAGGAGCGACCGGCUCCAACGUACAACCCAACGGCUCUCCAGUAAAGACUGUGAACGGUUGCACGGGACCCGCUGCGGACUGCGAUACCGGUUACGACAGUGACGAUCGCAAGGAGGCGUCCCACGAGCAGCACAACGGUUCAGCCCCUCCCUUUUCCUCCGGUGCGAAACGCAUAAGGCCUCCGAUGCCUCUCCCUGACCCCCAUAACGCCAAUAAUUCUGCUCAGAGGCGGACUGCGCUGCUGUACUACGAGAACCUGCCGGCGCUGCCGCCCGUGUGGGAGGCUCGUAAACAUUAUAGUGUGCCGCAGGACCAGGAGGAACUCAAAUCGCCCUCUCUUAACGGAUUUCAUUCCUUAGAUCCUCAGCACAACUACGUUAACACGGAAAACGUCACGAUGCCCCUCAGCGCGCACAAGCUGCGGGACUCCGGCACACACGCCACCGUUUUUAACUUUGACUUUCGAAGGCUCGGGGUGGGCGACCCGCUCCGGCAGCUUAACUACAUCGAGGUGGAGAUGGACAAAGUGUCAGACUCUAGCGGACCCCAUACCCCGAAAACUCCCACGACGCCCUUACCGGCCACACCCACGCGCCGGACAGAACUGUACGCCGUUAUAGACAUCGAGCGCACGGCCGCCAUGUCAAACCUACAGAAAGCACAGCCACGAGAUGACGGUACGUCCAGGAAAACACGACACAACAGCACAGAUCUGCCUAUGUGAUCUCAUCAUGAAUGAUUUUGCUCUUUGCAUUCAAAAUGUUUCACAAUGUCCUGGGCACGUUUCACCCCAAAAUGAAUAACAAAUACCAUUUGCAUAAAUGAAGCCCUUAUAUUCCAAUUACAGUAAUGAAUUUCGAGCGUCACCUGAUAAACAACAAUUCUUCUUUUUUAUUAAAUAAAAACAUAAUGUUUAAAUCUCUUAACAUGUGUAUAGUUCAGACAAAAUGUAAUGAAUUCUUUGGGUUGAUUUUGGGGUGUGCUAUGACCCAGACAUCGGUUUCAUGAUAGGUUUCACACGCGUAUUUGUUACAAGUAUGUGUACUGUUUUAGUUUCAUACCCUAAAACACAAUAUUUCUGAGGUCUAUAGAUAUUGUGGUGGAGAAACACAGGUCCUGUAAUGUAUGAGUAAAACCAACAUUUGUUUUAAUGAGGUAACAGCAGGUACUGAUCAGAAUAAGGUAUUGAUGAGGAAACACUACAACAGUUUACCAGACCUCAUUCAUAAAUGCUGCCAUGUUUUUCUCUCUUUUUGCGAAUUCAAAGUCUCUUUUCAAUGUAAUUUACUCAUUUUGCACUUGAGAGCGAUAACCGAUGCUCACUGCGGUAUUCUAGAGUCACACGGUACACUACAGUCACUUUAAAAUCUUACUCUCAAAGCAGGUGUUUGUGUUGUUGUUUAUUUAGGAGGUUACACACUACAUCCUUGUCAUGAUAGACUAUAUGGGAAAUAAUCUAGUUGCCAAGAAACCCUAGUACAAAAGGGCUUAUAGUCAUUCCUAUACAUUAUACCAUACUAGAGAUGCACUCUGUACUAUAUCUACAUAGCCCAACAUUAGUGCUUCUUGGUCUUAUUGGACGCAGAGAAAAACCAUGGCUUAAAACAUGCUUUCCACAUUGGCCAAAGGCAUUCCUAUAAAAUCUCUUAGGUAUUUGAAAGGUUUGAGUAUUGAUUUGAGGGUCUGUUUGAUUUGGGUGUGAUGGGUAUUUCACUAAGACAGCAGUGUUGUAGAGCGCGUGGUGUUAGUUAAGGUAAACUUUUUUCUUUUGGGCAGGAAAGCCACCAAUGGGAACACAAAAUGAAUUAUAGUUGGUCAUUGUACUCGAUGUAAAGAGGAGAAUCUGUUUUGAGAAGAGCUCCGAGAAUGUACGAGGUGCUGCGUUUGCAUUUCUAUUCAUCACUGUGUCUUAGCAGGAAACAUGAUUGUAUUGUUCAUCAAUGUCUGCUUGAAUGUUUUUUCCAAACAAUGGACACAUCUGUCUACGGCGUACAGACUGUUCUAGGCAUUGGUUUAUAUCGUUAAGUUUAUAUUGUAAAGUUUAUUGUAUGCUCGAAAUGCAUUAUAUCAUUUAUUUUCUACCUUUUUGAAAGAGUGCGCAAAUAUAGGCCAUACAUGUGUACAAAACAUCCAGUAGUUUUAGAAACGAAUGAGCGCUAACAAAAUACUAGAAAUAUCUAAAUCAUUUGCCAAAUGUAGUGUUUGAGAAAAUGAUUGAUUGGUUUAUUCUGAUAUCCCUCGUGUGGAUGGGGUUUAUUCAGGACAGAUGCGAGCGUACAUUCCUAUGAGAGUAUUCCACAACAUAUGAACAUUGUACUGAAACUAGUUUUGAUAUUUGCUUUUGAUAUACUGACAUCGGUUUAGUAAAAUGUUUGUAUUUUUUAAGAAAAGACAAAAUAUUGUGUAUUUUGUGAUAUGUACCGUUACAUCCUCUGCCCUCGGUGCCAACUCUAUUUUUGUAGCAUGGCAAAAAAAAUCAUUAAAGACAAAAAUAAA
Molecule: messenger RNA, 3651 nt
Organism: Paramisgurnus dabryanus
Lineage: Eukaryota; Metazoa; Chordata; Actinopteri; Cypriniformes; Cobitidae
Source: RefSeq, a predicted model, not a curated record